This is a messenger RNA of Rotaria sordida, 597 nucleotides long. NCBI's taxonomy places the organism in Eukaryota, Metazoa, Rotifera, Eurotatoria, Philodinida, Philodinidae. The record is from the annotation of a GenBank genome assembly.
AUGAUGAAAACAACAAGCCUUACUAAAACACUUUUUAAUCAUCAAGCUCAUUCGAGAUCAAUUAAUUUAUAUACACCAUCAACAACUUCAUCAUCAGGAUCAACAUGUGAAACAGGUCCAUCAUCAUUAAAUUCUUCUUUUAAAAGUAAUACUGAUACAAAUGGUAUUAAUAUUAAUGAAGAUACAAAUUCUAUUCCACAAGAUAAAUCAAAUUUAGUACUGAUAACUUUAAUUGAUAAACUUAAACGUGAAUUAGCAACAGUAAAACAAGCAAAGACUCAAUUAGAAACACUUUAUAAAGUUAAAUGUAAAUCUGACCUUGAUAAAUCAGCUAAAAUUACUAAACUUCGUCUACAAUACGAACAUGAAUUAAAUUUAUUUUGCAAACAAGAUCAAAAAGAUCUUGUACGUUAUUUACAACGACAAUUGAUUGUACGUGAUCAACGUAUUGCUGAACAAUCAUAUGAUAUUGAACAAUUAAAAAAUUUGUCAAUAACAAAUUGUGUUGAUGGUAGUAAUGCAAAUAUAUAUAAAAAAAUUGCACCAAUACAAAUUUUAAAAAGUAGUGAUCCUGAUGUUGUUAUUUCAACAUCAUAG